This is a messenger RNA of Cynoglossus semilaevis (tongue sole), 4751 nucleotides long. RefSeq names its product serine/arginine repetitive matrix protein 2. NCBI's taxonomy places the organism in Eukaryota, Metazoa, Chordata, Actinopteri, Pleuronectiformes, Cynoglossidae. The record is from RefSeq and is a predicted model, not a curated record. The transcript is spliced from 6 exons. Bases 480 to 3419 code for a protein of 979 amino acids.
UCCUUUUCACUGGUAACUCAUCUCGCACGCAGGUCGUGGUUGGUUGUAAUACUUCUGUGUGGGAAGUGUUGACUGGAUUGUGUUUCACAGUCUGCUGCUGUGAGUACUUAUCACUUACUAUUGUCCUUAAACACAGAUCCGCUUUAGAUCUCGCACGGACCCUGAAAUGAAAGAACCUCUGUGGUGUCGACCGUGAGCCGCUGCUCUGUGCUCACAGCCGCACGCAACAGCAAUUAGGAAUAAAGUUUUACACAUUGAAAAGGCAACGAUGUGACAUCAUGAUGCUCUGGGUGUUCCAGGUUGUAGAAAUGACCUGUUGUUGUUCAGUGUCUGCUGUUAGAAAUGAGAACGUGGAAGAAAAAAAACUGCAGUUUUUCUGUGUACUGUUGUUGACUGUGUUUAAUGGUCAACCUCUUCAGUAAACGCGACCUCUCGACCUUUUCUCUGCAGAAUGCCAUGACUGAGGGCGUCAACCUAACAUGCCCUUCUCCGUAGAUGAACCCAUCUGCCCCAAAUUUCAGCCCAACAUCUUUGACCCUCUGCGCUGCCAUGACUGCCUGCGCCAGCGCCACCUGCACUCCGGCUCGGGAGAGACCCCCGAGGGGUCAGAACGGGGGCAGAAACCCUCGACCGACACGUUUGAGAAAAUGCGUUUCGCCGACACUGGAGGUGGGAGUGUGAAAGAUAAACGUGUAGCCUUGACAACCGUCUCAUCCCAGGGCGAGGAAAAGGACACCAGCAGUAGGGAGGACUCUGACUGUGCGUCAGUGGUGAGCAGCUACUGCCAUGUCAGUGGAGGUCGUCCAGGUUAUGGGGAGAGUUCUCUGUGCAUCCUGAGCCCGGACUGUGCGCUGUACAUCUGCGACGGUGACGACGACGACAGCACCGACAGCUGCCGUGAUCAGAGCGACUACCAGGAGUUCAGCGGCUCAGUGAGUGGAGAGGAGGAGUACCUGCCCGUACGCCGCCGCCGCCGCCAUUCGUCCCAAUUCGGCAUGACCCGGCUUGACCCGCCACCUCACCGACCCAACCCUCGGGCUUGGAUGGACGAAGCUCGCAACAGGGACGGCUUCAGCGGGCGAACAGGUAUGAAGGACGACAGAGAGAAGCGUGAAAGCGGCUACUUCUCCUUGGGGAGGGCAGCGGGUUCCCGCUCGCUCCGUGACAACAGUCCUCCUGCUCCUUUUCGUCAUUACGAGAAGGGUCAUCCCAUCUUCGGUAGCAGAAACGUUGAGCCCAAAGACACCGUCCCCUUCAGAAACCCUAACCUCGGCGUGGCCUCCGAGCGGCUGAUACCCGAGCACUUAGACGAGGAUGUUCCUGUGGAAAUCCCACCUCCUGACCCCUACGAAAUUGCAGUGGAGGUUGAAGCUCAGGUCGGUCCUCGCACUCCCAGUCCGACUCCUUUUAAGAUAGCAGAGUCUCUGGCUGCCACGGGUCGGAGGGGCUUCAGUGCCUCACCUAACCGGGGGAACACUUCAUCUCAAGUUUCCUCGCUUCAAAAAUCAGGACGACUUGAUUCAUCGAAGCUCGGCUCAGCCUUCCAAUCUCGCUCUUCUUCUCCAGCGCGUGGGAAUUCGCCAUUCAGGCGGAGCGAGUCCUCUACCUCCCUCAACAAGACCAGCUUCAGUGGUGGGGCCCGGUCUCAUGGAGCAGAGCUAGGAUCCAGAAGCUCCCUGCAAAGCACGCAAACCCGACACUUUGAGUCAGGAACGCUGCCCAGGAACUUCAAAUCCCUUGCUGGUUCUGUUAAAUCCCAGUCCAGCACGGUUUCCGAUUUCAGGAGCGCUUUGAGAAAAAAAGAGGUGAAUGGGUCUUCCAGUUUCCAGGGUCAUGACAGCAGGAGCUCGUCUCCGUCCAGGAGGGACUACAGCGCCCCACGUCCAGUGACGGCCCGCAAAACGGAGAGCAGCAGCUCACAACUCGCUCGUGGACGAGGGAGUCGGACCGGUUCUCCGUCAGGUAGAGCUGAGAGGAGAAGUGAGAGCCCGUCACCACCGAGGAGAACCUACAGCUCCUCCCAAUCCCUGCGCUACAGAUCUGAGUCACUCACAUCCAGACACACUCACUACGGACGCUGUGGCUCCCCCAUAAGGGAGGGCUACGACUUCGAGAGUCAGGCCUUGAUGCGAAAUUCACGGCUGAGAAAUACGCAGGACGAUGAGGAAGACGUACCUGAGAGCCCCGCCCUGUCUCCGCCCAGACGAGGUCGUGACACUCAAAGUCAGUCCAUACUUCGCAAGACGGAAUCGAACCCUGUUGGUAGCGGCCGAGGUUGCAACAGCCGUAGUUCUUCUCCAGGGAAAAGGGGCUUUGAACCCAGCAGUCAGUACCAGCUGAGGAAAACAGAUACGACUGGUUCUACCAACAGCCGCGGCCGUGAAAGUCGUAACCCGUCACCUUCCAGGAGAGGUCAUGAAGCGCCCCCUCAGGCCGUGCUGCGCAGCAGAGCCGAGGGAGGCCGCUCUGCGACAGGUCGUGGCGAUCAAAGUCUUUCACCGUCACGGAAAAGCGUGGAGGUUUCUGAUCAGCGCUCAGUGUGGAAAUCACAAACCAACGGCUCUCUGCACAGCAGGACGCACAGCAGUCGCAAUUCCUCUCCCUCCAGGAAAGAGCCCAGCGACCCACCGGGGUACUCUGUCCUCAGGACUGCCACUAAUGGAGAAUCAGGUCGUUUCAAGCAGAGAAAUAAUAUUAACAACGACUCCAAGUCUGACUCCAAACAUUCCCCAAGUUCCUGGCGAGGAUCUUCUACGUCCCUCCGCAGCUCGUCAUUAUCUCGCACGGCUUCGCCGACGAGGCAGUCACCGAACGGCGGCAGAACGACCUUUGUGACCUCAGACAAACCCAGGAGCUCCAGCAACGUCAGGUCAGGGUUUGGUAGACGUGACCCUGACGACAGAAGACCCGGGCAGCGACCACACAGUCCUUCACCUUCACCUCAAAUCCACCUGCAGAAACUCACCUCCUCUCUGAGCUCCAUGGAGUCCUCAGAGUCGGGCCGAGUGUCCGUGGGCUCCACGGGACGGAACAGGGACGAGUACGCAAUGCUGGCGGACCUGCCAAAAGUCAAACGGAUCCACGUGAGUGAGGAACCGAUGGAUGUGGGGCGACUUCAGAACCAGAAAACCCCCCGCAGACAGGAGCUCUUCAAACCUGCCAGCCACUCUUUGAGCCGACACCCGUCCAGAGAAACGUUGGACGCUGAAGAUAAAGAGUGGCACUACGGCGGCAGUGGGUAUCUGUCCAGAGCCCACUCCUCCACCUCGUUACAGCGCUCCUGCAGUCCCACUGCAGACGAAGGCAGUUCUUGGAGAGGUGGAGACCGUGGGUCAGAACAAAUGCAGGUACGUGGUACGGAUUUGUUCCUUUACUGCCACCAUGUGAUCACUUACUGUAUAAAUGUGCUCUUUAUUUAAUAAUCUGCGGCGGACUGUUCUGUUUAAGCAGUGAGAUCAUGCAGCUGAUCUUUUCCCUCUCAGUACAGAUCUUUGAAGUCGGCGCCACAGCCCCUCCAGCUCACAUGGUUUGAUGCAGUUUUAUUACGGCCGUUUCUAUUUUCAUACGCGCCGUCUUUCUGCUUCAUAUUUACCAGACCCACGCUGGCAGUUUGUCUGGUGUUGACACAUCAUUCUGUCCACAGUCGCAGAGCUUCUCCUGCUGGAAUGUCCUGACACUGGAUGGCUGGCCUUUUUUCUGACUUCUCUACGUGUCCUAUGUGCAUGUGUGUGUGUGUGUGUGCGUGUGUGUGAGUGAGUGUGUGAGAAGACAGAAACCUUCACCCUUCAGGCAUUUCAUAAGACUGACUUAGCUUUGUCGGCUGUGGUCUGCUGGGGCAUGUGUUGAAAUUCCUUCACUGAAACCAAGAGCUACUCAGAAAGGGUUUUGUAGGAGGGGGUGUCACUCUGUAUGCAAGUCCAAAGAUGUUAAAUCCAGAAAAUUUAACCAGUAAAUUUAUUUGAUGUGUCGACAAAGAAUGAGGUCAACUUUUCCACGUCUUUCUAAAUUCUAACCAGGUCUUUAUUUCAUAUUAUCUUUGAAAAUAUAACACAGAAAUAUUUAAUUUAAAUUAAUCAAUUAUUACUCCAAAAUUUACAACUAUAACUAAAUGGACUGCUUUGGUCUAACUUUGGCAAAAAACGUGACAAAAAACGCACCCUAGCAGUGACAAAAAGUUUUUUUUUUACUCCAAAAUGACAUCAGUGACCAGUCCUACUUCCCACCAAUGAGCUAGAUUAAAACACAUUUUUGAUAUAUGACUAAUGAGACCAGGGACCUAUCAUUCAGUCCCCCUGUACCAAUGCAGAUCCCGGGCCCCCCAGUUUUGUUGCGGCAGCUCCUUGUGUGCGUGUGUGUGUGUGUGUUGUUUUUUUUUUUUCUUAUUCUUUUCUCAAACCGUCUUCGCGGAUCCGCCCAGGAAGCAGCAGACAGGAGAGAGCGAAGUCACACGGAACGCUAGCUUCUACCCGCAUGUGCCACAAAAUUAUAACAAUCGUUCGUUUAAUCGUCCAUUAGCGCCGCCAUGUUGGAUCGGAUUCAAGAACUUUCUUCCUAACGCAGGACGAAGUGGUGUUGACGGUCUGUUUGUGUCAGUUAACAUGGAUUUGAAUGGCGGGGUUUUACUCUUGACAACAGUCCGAGUCUGAAACGCUCUCACCACACGACAAGCUGGCUGUAAAGUUUCACAAGAAGAAGAUUUGUUUCCGUUUUUAAUUUUGUGGUAACUGUUCUUUUCUUUUGUCUUUUUUUUU